AUGAACCUCAAGAUGAACCUCAAGAUGAACCUCAACGGCGCUCAACUAGAGGCACCAACCCAAUGCCCUCAUUGCGGUCACGUCAACAGAACGGAUGCGACGAUGUGCAAGGGUCCCAAGAAAAACAAAGUCUGUCUCUGGAUCGUUCCUAUAAUCCAACCCCAAGACCCGGAGCCUGAAUCCCUCGAAAACGAUGAACCGGCGACUGAAUAG
Fusarium coffeatum is the source of this 213-nucleotide messenger RNA. RefSeq lists its product as uncharacterized. Bases 1 to 213 code for a protein of 70 amino acids. The record is from RefSeq and is a predicted model, not a curated record. Lineage: Eukaryota; Fungi; Ascomycota; Sordariomycetes; Hypocreales; Nectriaceae. The transcript is spliced from 2 exons.